Varanus komodoensis (Komodo dragon) is the source of this 5726-nucleotide messenger RNA. RefSeq names its product signal peptide, CUB domain and EGF like domain containing 3 (gene SCUBE3). The coding region runs from base 32 to 3043 and encodes 1003 amino acids. The transcript has 23 exons. The record is from RefSeq and is a predicted model, not a curated record. Gene Ontology annotation, biological process: signal transduction. Gene Ontology annotation, cellular component: cell surface. Lineage: Eukaryota; Metazoa; Chordata; Lepidosauria; Squamata; Varanidae. Gene Ontology annotation, molecular function: calcium ion binding.
GUUCGACCCUUCUGCACACAAGUCGAUUGUAAUGGGGGCCCUGGAGAUUGUUGGGUUGUGCUUACUUUCUUUUCUCCUCUACUCUGGCAACACCAUGGCUAAAGCUAGUCAAGAUAUUGAUGAAUGUGUUGAUGGGACUGACAACUGCCACAUUGAUGCCAUCUGCCAGAAUACCCCCAAAUCAUACAAAUGCAUCUGCAAAUCUGGCUACACUGGCGAUGGAAAGCACUGCAAAGAUGUUGAUGAAUGUGAGCGUGAUGACAAUGCUGGUUGUGUCCACGAAUGUGUCAAUAUCCCAGGGAAUUAUCGAUGUACCUGCUAUGAUGGUUUUCGUCUGGCACAUGAUGGCCAUAACUGCCUUGAUGUUGAUGAAUGUGCAGAGGGGAAUGGUGGCUGCCAGCAGACCUGUGUCAACAUGAUGGGGAGCUAUGAGUGCCACUGUCGUGAUGGGUUUUUCCUGAGUGAUAACCAGCACACCUGUAUUCAGCGCCCAGAAGAAGGAAUGAACUGCAUGAACAAGAACCAUGGUUGUGCCCACAUCUGCCGAGAGACCCCAAAGGGUGGCAUUGCUUGUGAAUGCCGACCUGGCUUUGAGCUCACGAAGAAUCAACGAGACUGCAAGUUGACCUGCAACUAUGGGAACGGAGGGUGCCAGCACACUUGUGAUGAUACAGAUCAAGGGCCAAAAUGUGGCUGUCAUGUGAAAUUUGUGCUACACUCUGAUGGGAAGACAUGCAUAGGGGAGAGGCACCUCCAGCAGCACGUUACCCCCCAGACGUUUUCUAAUGAGACCUGUGCUGUCAACAAUGGAGGCUGUGACAGCAAGUGCCAUGAUGCAGCCACUGGUGUGCACUGCAGCUGCCCAAUGGGAUUCAUGCUUCAGCCUGACAGGAAAACAUGCAAAGAUAUUGAUGAAUGCAGGUUGAACAAUGGUGGCUGUGACCACAUCUGUAGGAACACAGUGGGCAGUUUUGAAUGCAGUUGUAAGAAAGGAUACAAACUGCUGAUCAAUGAAAGGACUUGUCAAGAUAUUGAUGAAUGCUCCUUUGACAGAACCUGUGACCACAUCUGUGUAAACACACCAGGAAGCUUCCAGUGCUUAUGUCACAAAGGCUAUAUCCUGUAUGGACUCACCCACUGUGGAGAUGUUGAUGAAUGUAGCAUCAAUAAAGGCGGCUGCAAAUUUGGCUGUAUAAAUACCCCUGGCAGCUAUGAGUGUACCUGUCCUGCUGGUUGCAAACUUCAUUGGAAUAAAAAAGACUGUAUAGAGCUAGUGAUAUGUUUGGCUGGUGCAGUGUCUCCACGAGCCACACUGACUUGCAAUAAGAAUGGCAAAAAGGACAGCUGUUCCCUCACUUGUGCCUCCAAGGCUCGCUUUCUGCCAGAGUCUGACAGCAGCUACACGGUGAGCUGCGGGACCCCAGUCCUGCGGCAGGGACCUCCAGCAAGGUCCAGCAAUGGCAGCUAUCCUUGUGUUGAGACUGCCACUGCGCCAAUCAAGCAGAAGGCUUCCUUCAAGAUCAAGGAUGCUAAAUGCCACUUGCACCCGCGUUUGAAAGGGAAGCAAGAGGAAGUGGGCAGGAAUGGUGCACUAGGUGGGUCAGCCCCUUGCUCGGAUUGCCAGGUGACUUUUGUGAACCUUAAGUGUGACUCAUCAAAGAAAGGCAAAGGACGCCGGGCUCGCAACUCUCCCAACAAGGAGGUGACUCGCAUCACGCUGGAGUUUGAAGCGGAAAUCAAGCCUGAAGAGAUCACAGGUAGAGAAGCCAGCUGCAAUCUGAACUGCGUGCGGCAGAAGGUGGAGAAGAAACUGAAAUCAGCAAUCAAAGCCCUGAAGAAAUCCAUAAACCAGGAACGAUUCCUGAUCCGCUUUUCAGGAAUGGAAUAUGAGGUGGCACGGAAGCUGAGCAUGACUCCCGAGAGGCAGGAGAGCUGUGGGCCAGGACAGCAGAGACUGGGAUCCAAGUGUGUUAGCUGCCUGCAAGGAACGUAUUACCAUGGCCAGAUGGAGCAGUGCAUCCCUUGCCCUCCAGGGACCUACCAGGAGAAAGAAGGCCAGCUCUCCUGUGACCUUUGCCCUGGGAGCGAUGCUUAUGGGCCAGCUGGAGCAACAAAUAUAAGCGCCUGUGCAGGUCAGUGCCCCCCCGGCCAGUACUCUGUAGAUGGUUUCAAACCCUGCCAGCCAUGUCCGCGUGGCACCUACCAGCCUGAAGCUGGCCGAGCCUUGUGUUUCCAUUGUGGUGGAGGGCUGAAUACCAAGCAUGACGGAGCCUUUUCCUUCCAGGACUGUGAUACCAAAGUUCAAUGCUCCCCAGGUCAUUACUAUAACACCAGCGUCCAUCGCUGCAUCCGCUGUGCUGUAGGCACCUAUCAGCCAGACUUCCGUCAGAACUAUUGCAUUACAUGCCCUGGAAAUACCACCACAGACUUCGAUGGCUCAACCUCUGUGUCACAGUGCAAAAACCGUCAAUGUGGAGGUGAACUGGGCGAGUACACUGGUUAUAUCGAGUCUCCCAACUAUCCUGGAAACUAUCCUGCAAACGUGGAAUGCACUUGGAACAUCAACCCACCUCCAAAGCGCAAGAUUCUCAUUGUGGUGCCUGAAAUCUUCCUGCCAUCUGAGGAUGAAUGUGGGGAUGUCCUGGUCAUGCGGAAAAACUCUUCUCCUUCCUCCAUCACAACCUAUGAGACAUGCCAAACUUAUGAGAGGCCCAUAGCCUUUACUGCAAGAUCUCGAAAGCUGUGGAUCAACUUUAAAACUAGUGAAGCCAACAGUGCCAGAGGUUUCCAGAUCCCCUAUGUCACCUAUGAUGAGGAUUAUGAGCAGCUGGUGGAGGACAUUGUGCGAGAUGGCAGGCUAUAUGCCUCUGAAAAUCAUCAGGAAAUACUGAAGGACAAGAAGUUGAUCAAAGCUUUCUUUGAUGUGCUGGCUCACCCACAGAACUACUUCAAAUACACAGAGAAGCACAAGGAGAUGUUGCCACGCUCCUUCAUCAAACUCCUCCGCUCCAAAGUAUCCAGCUUCCUUAGACCUUACAAAUAGCCUCAUGGCACUUCCAGGCUUCUCGACAACCAAGAAAACUUUUUCUUACACUUACUCUUAUUUUUCAGUGACCUUUUUCUACAAAUACAGCCCCUUCCAUUUCUCACUAUGCAGAUGACUGUAACUAUUGGUCUUUCCUUGGCUUUUCUUCAAACCAAAUUCGUUAAUAACAUGGUCCAUCAAAGGAGCAGCUGGCAGCCAUGGGGGAACACAAUCCCAUCCCCCGUGCUUUCCAUACUGGAGUCUUAGCCCAUGGAGAUCACAUAUCCCAGUAAGUGAUGCACUUUUCCCAAGUGGCCUCUACUGGGACCUGUAUCUCCUGGGCAGCUUCAGCCCUCUCCCAUAUAUGCAAAUGAUGUGCAGCCCCUUGUGCUGCAAGGCCAUUGCCAAAGAGGCCAUGUGCAUACGUCUCUCUGCACGACUGUCUGCUUAUAGAAAGAAACAACCUUGCAACCAUAUCAUGUCUCUGCUUCUGGGACACAGACACAAUGGUGGGAGGGGGCGCCUUUGAGCAGCUGCUAAGCAAUGGAAUUCGUCCAACUGAACUCUUGUAAAGGACUGGAGGACAAAACACCCGGAAUGCAGGAAGUUAUGCCUUAUUUAUCAGACUGUUUUGUUUUUAAAGAAAUCUCGCACAGUCUUGCAGAGGAUCAUACUAAAAAAAUAACACAUUGUUCAGAGGAAGACCACAUAGAAGAAGACAUAUCACAGAAGUAUUGAAAGAAAAUGGCCCAUGUUUGUGAUGGCAAGUUUGGUGAUUAGAAGAGCAUCAUUUUAUGACGGAGUCUGAAUUUUUUGCAUUUGAAAAGACCAUGGCCUAGCCAUGUUCUUAUGUGGAAUAAUGUCUGGAAAAAAGGGAGGAAAACUUGGUGAAAAGUGAGACUUUCUGAUGUGAAUUUUCCUCCAUGGACACUCGUGUUGAGAGAUCAGACUUCUUAUAAGCUCUGCCAAAGAGUAAAGCAAGUGGCGUGAAGGGCAGGAGUGAGUGAAUGUUUGUGCACUAGGAAGUUCUCCUUUCUACCUUUUUCAUAUUAUUAAGUGCAAUCAUUUUGAGUUUUCUUUAUAUUAUUUAGAGGGAAGGUUUUUUUCUACUAGAAACUACAAUAUUUAUACCUGCCUGAGAAAAAAGAAUGUGUGUAUGUGCGCGCGCGCAUGUGUUAAAAAUGAAACCGAAACAAGGAGUUGGGGAAAUGAUGACAGGAAAUGUGACUCAAGUUUUCAGCUCUUGGAAUCUUUAGUUUUCCUCACCACAGUAAAUUGCAGUGUAAAGCCUGAAGACUGAGCUCCUUGCUUAUCCUGUAACCACUGAAGGUAAACAGGGCCAUGGGCUAAGCAUUUCCGUUUGACUGGAAAUUGUUUCACCCACAAGCAGUUCUUGAAAGACAAUUCCAUGUGAUCAAAGGCAUCUUUAGAAUGCAUAUCAAAGAUCGCAUAUUGAAAUCUGUCUCCAUGUUAAAUGCUCCUAUCAUGUGCAGUACAUAGCUUAACUUUUUCUGACAAGUUAACUUUGCACAAGUUAGCUGUUCACAGGUUUUGAUAUGUAUAAAACUGAGAUCUGUCUUUACAGACAGAGGAAGCAUAGUUCCCUUUCUGAAUGUUUCAGUGAGUGUUGAUUUCUAAAAUAAAGAGAUGCUGGAGCUCAAGUUUCCAGAGAAAUUGCAUCCUCUACCUGAAGGCUCUUUCUCCUAAUCCCAGAGCUCAGCCACAGAUUCUCAGGAAGCAGAGAAAUUCUCUCUGCACCUGCUGAAAGGUAUUCCUUAUUUCCCAAGUUCCAAGGAGAAGCCCAGAAUUGAACACAGGUUUGGAGGUAAGCCCUCAACUAAUAUCAAACCUUGAAUGGCAUGUCAUCUUUGCAAAUUUAAAAAUUUCCUAAGUAAAAUUAUCGGUCACUGAACCAUAUUCAAAUGCGAAUACUAGUGGUGAAAUCUCAACUUCACUGGUGAAAUUUUUGCCUUCUCUGAGCCAUGACCUGAAACCAGCUAAAUGCCUGCAGUUGGAUCAUCUCCAUUUGCUGUACUUGUACUGAUGCUUUUCUACCUGGUUUGUUCUUCCUUCACUCUUUAACCUGAUCCAGAAUCAGAAUUAGUUUAACUAAAUUCUUGGAAAUUAUUUCAGUGCUGAAGUAGAAUGGCCUCAGAUAGCAACAUGCUUACAGUACUUCAGUAGGACAGAUCCAAACGAAAGAACAGCAUAGACUUGAUACCUAGCUUUAAUCUCGCAGGAUUUGGCUAUAUGUGUUUAGCUAUAUAUGCAGGAGAGGUGGGGGAGUCAAUCAAAUCUAUCAUUUAUUGUAAGAGAAUGUAAAAGAGGCACAGCCAGAAAUGGGGUCCAGAAGACGAGACAAAAAUUGAAUUUGGCUUGAAAAUUGUAGCAAAUUUCCUACUAGCUAGAACCCUAUUCUCCAUUCUGUCUUUAUCUUAACACAGAAAAUGUAAAGGUUUGAAAAGCUGAAAAUUCCAUCUUAAGAUAGGAAACAACUUUUAAAAAAGCAAAGCUGAAAUACUUAAAACUAUUGUUCAGUAUGCCGCAGUCCAAUAUUGCCUGCAAAAUAAUGAUUAAAUGAUGAAAAGGUGUAGUCCAUAAAGUUAUUUGCACUUGAUAAAAGAAAUUGUAUCUGAACUUGUAAAAAGAAAAGUUUGCAUUUUGUAUUGUCUUUUUUAAUUAUUAAAUGGAAUUUCUUGGU